This is a messenger RNA of Penicillium macrosclerotiorum, 1473 nucleotides long. RefSeq lists its product as uncharacterized. The coding region runs from base 1 to 1473 and encodes 490 amino acids. The record is from RefSeq and is a predicted model, not a curated record. NCBI's taxonomy places the organism in Eukaryota, Fungi, Ascomycota, Eurotiomycetes, Eurotiales, Aspergillaceae. The transcript has a single exon.
AUGGUGCGCCACCCGUCGCAGGAAUACAUCCAUUCGCCUUAUCAAACUCAUCAGACUCAUCGGACAGCUCGUUCCACAGUGUCAUCGGGCUUGCACCAGAGCUUCAGUCCAGCUACGCAGUCCGUUUCAGUCGCUGUAAGAAACCCUGUAACGGCAAAUCACGCUGUUUCCGAAGCCAGCGAGGGCGACUCGGUUGACGAGGGCGGGGUCCGCCCUCUGCACAAUGUAAGCGGGGUCGUUGUCGAAAGAGACCUUUAUCGCAUGUCAAUGCCCGUGGGCACCACUCGCGCCGCAAAAGAAGGCUCGUUGGGCUCAACAACGCUAGAUUCUCGCGGUUUGAAGCGUGUUCAUGACCUCGAUGCCGAGAAUUACGGCGACAUGCCCCGGAAACAUGGCAAGCGACUCACAACCAAGGAGGAGGUCUCCCUUUUUGAGAUCUGUAACCGCCAUGCCGAUAGCUUCGGCAAGCGCAGCGAUAUUUGCAACUGGUGGAAGACCGUCGCCGCAGAGUUUACGCAUGCCCAUGGCCGUCCUUAUUCGUGGCAUUCAGUGCGGCGAAAAGUAGAGAUGGUCACAAAACAGCGUGUCAAAUUUCUUGAGGAUCAGAAGCAACGGCAACGAGAUCAAUUCGGGGCUAGCCUAACGGAAGAACUGAUGAACCCACAAUGGUGCGCUGUCCUCGAUUCCUGGAUUCCGACAUGGCAGCGGUGGGAAGAAGCAGAGGCGAGACGUAUUGCAAAGCGUGAUGAGAUGAUGCGCCGUCGCUCGCAGUUAAAGCCAGGAGAUCAAUGGCGACCUCAGCAAGAUCCCGCAUCGGUUCAACUUAGACUUAGCUCGCCCUCCAGUCCCGAUGACACCGGUCUGGACGCGAACCACCCGCUCCCCGAUGAUGGAACAAACUCUGUGGCCGAGAUCACCCCGAUUAACAACUCUGCUCCCGCAUCUGCUGCCCCAUCUAUCCCUGUCUCUUCGUUUGGGGACUUUCCAACUCAAGUUUCCACCAGCGUCAAGCUGCCCCCGGGCUUUGAGAAUAUGUUUUCAAGUUCCCGAGUAGAGACAACAACCAAACAAGCGAUAGCUUCCGAGCCUGUUGCGCCAACAAGCCCAUCAGAACCAUCUCCUACUAAUCCUAUGUUCAAUGCUGUCCUUGAAACUCUUGGAAAACUCAACAAACAUCUUGACGCCGCAUCUGGAAACGGUAGCUCCGAUUUACGUGCCUCCCCGGUGAUUUCUGCCCUGGUCCAAGCCGCCUCUGAGUCCAGCGCUCAACCACAGCUACUCUCACAGGGCCGCUCCCACCAACUUAACUCUAACAACGCCCAGUCUAUCAACAUCGAUCAGAUUAAAGAGGAGCUACGGCAAGAAAUGAAGGCUGAGCUCCACCGCGACCGUGCCGCGCUGGAAGAGAAGCUCGAUUCCGUCCAGAGAACUCAAGAGAUGAUUCUUGAAAUGCUACGGCAGCAAUCCUCAUAG